UUUUGGCUCGAAACAAGUAAUUCAAGCGGAGUGUGAUGGGUGGCAUCUGAAGACAUGUCGCCUAUUUGCUGGUGUUGUGCAUACAAUGUCGAAACCUCGCUUGCAUGCCUCUUUUGCUGCUGCCCCUGGCAGUGUGAGAAGCAAUCUGCCAGAGAGUCAGCCAAGAGGGUGUCAGUCUACAAGAAGUCCGGGCUUGGAUGUUGGGUGGAUGCGAAACAAGCGCCCUUCUCUCCGCGGUUCCUUUUGGACCUGCAAGAUCCCAAGUACAAACUGCAAGUUUGGGAUGGUGCCUCCCUCACCGUGUCGGAGCUUCGCCGGCGCCUCUUGGGCGACAUCCGAAAGUUCUCCUCGGCCGAUUAUCCGGGCUUCGUGAAAGAGAGGGAGGCGGAUGGGAUCACCUAUGAGAGGAAUCCAUCUCUUGAGAACAAUGGCAAUGCGUUUUUCCGCCUCACUGGGGACCUCAAGAUUCCAGCUGAUUUGGCCGUGGCCAUGCUAGCUGAUGCCCAGAAGAUUGGCUUUAAGGAAUGGGGGUUGGCCACUGUUCAGUUUUUCCACACUUUCCCAGAUGAGCAGAGCUUUAUGGUGUACACCAUCGCUCCACCGGGCGGCCCCAUCGCGUGGAGGGACUAUGUGGAUUUCAGUGGCUGGGCCAGAGAGGCUGAUGGGACACUGGUGCAAGGCACUCUCAGCUGCUGCGGCUUUGGCUUCAGCCGAAGUGAGCUCUUUUUUGAUUUGUUUGUUCUGCAGAGGUGCCGACCUUUCCGGGAGCUGUCCGAGGGACGAAUCUCAUCUUUGGCUACGAAUUUAAGCCGAAGGAAGGGGGCGGCUCAGUUCAAGCUACACUGGUGGCACAAACCGAGACUGGUGGAUGCCUGCCAAAGUGCUUGAGCAACAGCUUCUUUACGAUCUUUUUGACUCUCUACCUCAAGGAGCUUGAACAAACUGGACUCGACAUGAUCAAAGCAGGGACGGCAGCCAAGUUCGUCUCGCAAUUCCCGGGUCUUGGCCCUCUGAAUCUCCCGGAGGAGUUUCGUGGCUGACCGUCUUGUGCCAAACAACGGCCCCGUGCUCGGGUUUCUCACCACACCGCAGCUUUCGCUGCCUACCCCCUGCUUGGCUCAUCGCUGCUUUGGAUACCGCAAGGGCUGGAUCGAAAGUGAUCAACACACAGGGUUUUCAAGCCGCGGGACAAAAA
Messenger RNA from Durusdinium trenchii, 1195 nucleotides. Lineage: Eukaryota; Dinophyceae; Suessiales; Symbiodiniaceae. The record is from the annotation of a GenBank genome assembly.